Molecule: messenger RNA, 2388 nt
Organism: Neurospora hispaniola
Lineage: Eukaryota; Fungi; Ascomycota; Sordariomycetes; Sordariales; Sordariaceae
Product: exonuclease V
Exons: 2
Coding region: 164-2131 (655 amino acids)
Biological process (GO): interstrand cross-link repair
Cellular component (GO): mitochondrion; nucleus
Molecular function (GO): single-stranded DNA 5'-3' DNA exonuclease activity
Source: RefSeq, a predicted model, not a curated record
ACUCACCAAGCGAUACUAUGACGUCCUCUGUUUGGGCACCGUGAAAGCCUCCCGAUGUUCAUAUCCCCUCCGCGCCCGAUUCUCCAACUGAGAACCUCAUCACAUUCUUGUGGUUUGCUUCAAUUUGCUUGCAUGUAAAGAUGCACUAGAUGCCCUUGGGAGUAUGGCGAGGCCUGCGCCCAGAUACUACAGCGACAGCGACACAGACGGUACUAGCUCGCACGACUAUGGAUACAACUUGACGGCCGAGGAGGAGGAGGAAAUCUCCGCCCUCAUCGACUCCAUCUCGCCACCGACACCACCGAUCCCCGGACCAGGCACACGCACCCUGCCUCAAAAUACCACUGCGACUACCUUCGGCUCUUCCGCUUCUCCUCGCUCUCCCUCCAAGUAUUCUACCACCGUGGUCGCUGAUCCUGCCUUCGUCGACUUCUUGGCUGAGGACGAGGACGAAGUAUCUGAUCCAUCCUUCGACAUCCGGUCCAUCGAUAACGCAGUCCACCGUCACGUCGCCAAACCAGAUCCAAGUGAGCGCGCGUGUAUCAUCCCGUCUCCAGAUGUUCCAUCAUCAGACAGCAAGUCGCGCCUGGCGCCUUCUGUCCGCGACGACAACCCUCGACUUGCAACGUUUGUCGCCGAUUCCAACGCAAAGCCGGUACAUUCUGACCCCACUGACUCGGACGUACACUACCCGGAUUUAAGCAAUGCGCUCUCGGGCUUACAACAGCAAGAGCCGUCAGGGUCCCCAUCCAACACGCCUGCUAGUAAGGCUGGGACUCCUAGGAAGAGGGGCCGACCAAAACGAUCGGCCGAGGAAAAAAGCCUCUUGAUUGAAGACAAUCGGUCGCCUAUCCUUCGUUUCCGAACAUUUCCCAAGAAGCCCUUUUCCGUCAGUGAUCUUACCUCCGGCGCCUGGUGUGAGCUGCAAUACUACUUUGUGUUGAGUAAGCUCCCAGGCGGGAAGAAGACGCGAACGCAAGCAAUGAAGGGAGGCACCUCGAUCCACGAGAAACUGGAGCGUGAGAUUUACACUCCGGUAUCCGUGGAAAUCACCAAGCCCGAAGACAAUUUUGGUCUCAAAAUCUGGAACAUCAUCACGGGCCUGCGCACUCUGCGCGACACCGGCUUGACCCGUGAGCUAGAGGUAUGGGGCAUUCUCGACGACGGCCUCGUCGUCAACGGCGUCAUUGACGGACUGAGCUACGACAACCCGGACCCAACCCUCGAGGAAGAAGUUCUCAGCAGUCGAUCCAGCCAAGUGACCGACAAGCCGCUGUCGCAGCAACAACAGCACGAGAUUACGGAUUUCUUUCCGCCCGAAGUCGCCGACAAGCGCGAGAUCUUCAUCACGGAUGUCAAAACGAGAGGAUCCAAGAAGCCGCCAACAAAAGCCGCCAUGCGCGUCACCAUCAUCCAGCUGUUCCUCUACCACCGCUUUCUUUCUGAGAUGGCCUCAGGCAAACUUAACUACUGGCGCAUCUUCGAGAGGUACGGCAUAGACCCUGAUGAACCCUUCUCCGACACCUUCAUGGCGCAAAUGGGCGCUCUUCACGAGGAAGUCUUCUCCGACACCACAUCAGACGGUGCCGGACUCGAUUACGUCAGCGCCGUGUCCACCACCUCAGACGGAGCCUCCGAAACGGCCUCACGCGAUGACGACCUAGAAUCGACCGUCUCCUCUACCAACGCCUUCGACUCUCUUAGAUACCGCACCCUCCGCGACCUAGUCUCCCUCCUCAAAUUCGAGCUUCAACUCACCUUUCCCCGCGGCGGCGCCAGCCUGGGGCAGAUCGUGGCGGUGGAGUUCCGCUACCGGUCUCCUCGUCCAAGAGAAAACAAGGAGGAGGAGGAAGAAGAAGAAGAAGACCCAGAAAACGGGUCGGUCAUCUGCGUCAACUCGUUCUACGUCGAGCCUGAGACGCUCGACAUGUACCUCCAGGACGACCUGCAGUGGUGGAAGGGCGAGCGGGACCCAAGGGGUGUCCCGGUGGAGGAGUCGUACAAAUGCCAGAUGUGCGAGUUCGCGGGCGAGUGUGAUUGGCGCAUGAGGCUGGAGCAGGAGACGAUGAGGAUGGCGAAGAAGAAGAGUUUGGCGAGGAACAAGAAUAAGGGACCGUCGGUUUCAUGGUGAAUCGUUGAGGAGUUUCAAAAGUAUUCGGAGAUAUGAUGAUGAUGACCUUUCUAGUUUGUCUUUGUGUAUUCUGUUUGAGCGUGAUACCCAUGCUUUGAAUAGCUCUUUGGGUUACGGGUGAACUUAAUUAGUUCGGAACAAAAAAGGUGGGAGGGAAUCGAGGCGUCAGGGUCAGGGUUUGGGCAAUCUUCCGAUAUCUUUCUUCACAACGACAAAUGCGAUGGCACUUUGUUUCGGGACCAAGAAUUGGCCUUCAU